AUGCAGGUUUACAGGGAGUUACACGCUCGAAUUGUACAUGCUCUUUGCGUCCUCCACAACUUCAUCCGUGUUCAUGAUCCUGAUGAUCUUGAUACCACCGUAGAGGAGGAGCUCACUCGCAUCCCUGAACCACCUGAACAGGGCGACUUUGGCGGCAGCAUCUCAGCAGCAGAGAAGGAGGCGGCAACAAGCCGAAGGGAUGAUAUUGCUAAACGAAUGUGGGCAGAUUAUGUAGAGUAUCUAGAAACACGACAUUGA
Trametes versicolor FP-101664 SS1 is the source of this 258-nucleotide messenger RNA. RefSeq lists its product as uncharacterized. The transcript has a single exon. Bases 1 to 258 code for a protein of 85 amino acids. The record is from RefSeq and is a predicted model, not a curated record. Lineage: Eukaryota; Fungi; Basidiomycota; Agaricomycetes; Polyporales; Polyporaceae.